UUCUCUGGAUGGACAAAGAGAAUUCCUAUGUUAAUCUGAGGAGGAAAAUUCCUAUGCUGAAUGAAGGGACAGUAAAGAGAUGGAUUGCUGAUGUGGAGACUAAACAGUGGCAGAGUACCAAAAGGGACAUCCAAGAUAUAUUUUCAUCUCCUGCUUGUCUGACUGGAAGUUUUGUAAGGAAAAGGAGAGCUGCAGAAAUGAUGUCUAUUCAUUUGGACUUAAAUAAAGCAAGAAACAUCUUUAAGGAAUUAACCCAAAAGGACUGGAUUAGUAACAUGAUAACCAUCUGUCUCAGGGAUAAUCUGCUCAAAAACCUUACAUUUCAUUCUCCGCACCAAGAAGCCUUAGCGGUAUUCUUCCUCCUCCCAGAAUGUCCCGUGAUGCAUGAAGGUAACAACUGGGAGAUCCUGGUGGUUCUGUUUGCAGAGGCUGUUUGUAAACUGAGUGACCAGUCUUCAUGGGUUCUGGAGGAGUAUUGGGCAACUCUGCAAGAAUCUGCUUUUGGCAAACUGGUCCAGAUGUUUAAAAGUGCCCUCGUCUCUGAACUGCAUUAUUGGGCUGGAAGUGCUGAGAAUAGCUGUCAUGUUAAAGCUCUCCUAGAAAUGCUGAAAAAGCUGCACAGGGUAAACCAGACUAAAUGUCAACUGCCUGAAAAUAUUUUCGAAGUAGACGAACUCUCGAACUACCUCAAUUUUUAUGAAGAAGCAAGAAGGAGGUCCUCUUGGAAAAUGAGCCCGGAGGCUGCAGAUGUACAGUGUUGCGUCUUAUUCAGUCACUUUCCAUUUAUCUUUAACACUCUGUCGAAAACUAAACUACUAUAUUCAGACUCAUUUUUAAAAAAGGAGAAAAAAAUUAGAGCUUAUUUGAGGUUGGCAGAAAUUAUAGAACAAAGAGGAUCCGAAAUCGUCCCUUUUUUGUGGCCUGCUUUUACUCUGGCAGUCAGGAGGAGUCACUUGAUUGAGGAUGUUUUGGAGCAGCUAAGUCAAUCUGAGAACGAAGACCUAAGAAAGGAGUUGUGGGUUUCGUUUCGUGGAGAAACUGAACUAGAGUUAGGAUCUAGGAGACGAAGGUUUUCUUUCUUUGGGGUGUUUCAAGAGAUGACCCGGCCAGAAUAUGGGAUGUUCUCGUAUCCUGAAGAGGCUUCCUACAUGUGGUUUCCUUGAAGACCUAAAUAUGAGGAGAAGAGAUAUUUCUUCUUUGGGGUCUGUGUGGGUCUGUUCAGUUGCAAUGUUGCUGAUAUCCCUUUCCCGCUUGCGCUGUUUAAGAAACUUUUGGCCAUACAUCCACUGAGACUUAAAAUCAGUCCUGUUUUGGGAAAGCAUUUGCAAACGCUUCUGGAUGAUGAAGGUGAUGACUUCGGAGAAGUAUUUUACAUCCAUUUUAAUGUGCAUUGGGACAGAAAUGAUGUAGACUUAAUUCCUAAUGGAAGUUGCAUAAUUGUCGACCAGACUAACAAGAGAGACUAUGUUUCUAAGUGCGUCGAUUACAUCUUCAACAUCUCCGUGAAACCAGUUUAUGAUGAAUUUGAGAGAGGAUUUUAUAAAGUAUGUGACAAGGAGAUUAUUGAAUUUUUCCACCCUGAACAACUGAAGGACGUGGUUGUUGGAAAUACAGAUUAUGACUGGGAAACAUUUGAAAAGAAUGCACAGUAUGAACAAGACUACGACAGUUCACAUCCCACCAUAGUGAUGUUUUGGAAGGCUUUGCACAAAUUGACUCUGGAGGAAAAGAAAAAAUUCCUUGUGUUUCUUACAGGAACUGACAGAGUACAGAUAAAAGGUUUAAAGAACAUGAAAAUAACUUUUCGCUGUCCUGAAAAUCUGACGGAAAAAGAUCCCAUGAGAACUUACACAUGUACUAGUGUCCUCUGCCUCCCUAAAUAUUCUACAAUGGAAAGAGUGGAAGAAGCACUCCAAGUAGCCAUCAACAACAACAGAGGAUUUGGCUGACCUUACAACGUAUUGUUUACCUCUUUUUGGAAAUACCAUUAAAAACAAAUUUCAUAACUCAAAAGUUAACAUAAAAGUCUCAUUCACUAUUCACUGUGUUUACCUGCUCUUUUGGAAUUAUUGUCAUCGC
Molecule: messenger RNA, 2079 nt
Organism: Microcebus murinus (gray mouse lemur)
Lineage: Eukaryota; Metazoa; Chordata; Mammalia; Primates; Cheirogaleidae
Source: RefSeq, a predicted model, not a curated record